GCGUGAAUUUACUAGUCAGCGUGAACUCUUAAACCCCGCCUUGGGAGCCUGACGAAGCCUCACGCUAUUGGACAGCACACGCACGUUGUCGGAAACGCUUCCUGCAACUGUUCAAGGCAGGAGAGGGAAGGAUAUUAGGAAGCUAUAAAUGUGGAAUAGAAUACUGAGUCCACGUGUGAUCGGCAGAGCAAGGUUCCACUGGCGACAGAUCCACACUAUGCAGCUAAAGACCAGCGAGUUUCAGUGUCUGCUCACCGACGGGCUGAAAGGACUAGCAGAGCUGUUUGAAAAGAACCAAUACGAACUGCGGAUAGCUGGUGGUGCUGUCCGUGACCUCCUGUCCGGUAAGCGGCCUGAAGAUGUCGACUUUGCCACCACAGCCACUCCAGAAGAGAUGAAGCUCAUGUUCCAAAACGCAGGCAUCAGGAUGAUCAAUAACAAAGGAGAGAAGCACGGGACAAUCACAGCGAGGCUACACAAUGAGAACUUUGAGGUGACCACAUUGAGGGUGGAUGUUGAGACAGAUGGACGUCAUGCUGAUGUAAAGUUCACCACUGACUGGCAGAAGGAUGCUGAGAGGAGAGACCUCACUAUUAACUCCAUGUUUUUAGGUCUUGAUGGCACAUUAUAUGACUAUUUCAAAGGAUAUGACGAUCUGCAGAACCGCAAAGUUCGGUUUGUUGGCAGUGCUGAACAAAGAAUCCAAGAGGACUACCUGAGAAUAUUGCGAUAUUUCAGGUUUUAUGGCAGAGUGGCUGUGGAGCCUGAUGACCACGAUCCUGAGACACUGGCUGCCAUCAGGGAAAACGGUCAUGGACUCGCAUCAAUAUCAGGGGAGCGGAUUUGGGUGGAAUUAAAGAAGAUGGUGAUUGGUAAUCAUGCUGCUCAUCUGUUGGAGCUGAUGUAUACUCUGGAACUGGCCCAGUACAUAGGUUUACCACCAGAUGGCAUGGUUGAGGAGAUGAAGCGAGUGUGGCAGAAUGCUAAAGACCACUCUCCCAAGCCCAUGACAAUCCUGGCUGCUCUGUUCCACAGUUCAGAAGAGGUGGAAAAGAUGGACCUUCGCCUGAAGGUGUCCAAGGAGGAAAAGAGCCUGGCUCUUUUUUUGGUUAAAUACAGACAGGAGCUCCGUAAGAGUGAGGACGAGCCAAACAGCCUCAAAACCUUCACUGACUUUAUCAUUGACAGUCGUGAACUGGACACUCAGAGUAAACUGUGUGAGCUGCUGAAGUAUCAAGGUGAGCAGAAGCUACUGGCACAGCUCCUGAAAUGGUCCAUCCCUCGAUUCCCAGUCAGUGGCCACGAUCUGAGGAGGCUGGGCAUCACAUCAGGCAAAGAGAUAGGUGCCACCUUACAGAAGCUGCGCGACAUCUGGAAGAAAAGCCAUUAUCAGAUGGACAAAGAUGAACUCCUCAGCUGUGUGAAAGCCUAAAGGACCACAAAAUAACGGCUGCGUCUCAGGCGGCAAUGCUUGAGCUCAACGGUUUUGAUUGAGCGAGUGAAUAUUGUAGAGAAGGGUCACUGUGGGAGUUCAGGCAUGCAUUACAAGGGAUGAAUGCAGUUUCUUUCUAAAUUACCCCGGGGACAGUUUUGUUCUGUGAAUCUGAGGAGAUCACACAUGAUAUGCUCUCGCUACCAACAGCUGCCACCUCAUGGCAGUAUGUGUGCAGUAGCAACUAGUUUCAGCAGAUGUUGAUUUCAGAGACCUGCUACAUAUUCCAGUUGUUCAGACACACAAAUAAUACUUAAUAAGAUUAAGUUGCAGUGCAUGGGAAAAUAUAUUGAAGUACUACAUUCACUAUUUAUUUUUGUUAGUUACUAAAGAUGAUUGCGUAUUCAUUAUUUUUCCUUCAGAUUAGGUUAUUUAUAAUUUAGUAAACAGGUGCAUUUAAAAAGCUGAUUUUAGUUUGUAGUGUGUUCCCACUGCAGAACCCAUACAACAACUUGGUAAUGUCAACACAUAUACAAUAAGUGUUGUGCAUUUUUUUGCCUACCAUUUAUUUACUUGUAUUUGUAAAAUAAAAGAUGGUCUUGACAACCUGAA
This is a messenger RNA of Betta splendens (Siamese fighting fish), 2044 nucleotides long. RefSeq names its product tRNA nucleotidyl transferase, CCA-adding, 1 (gene trnt1). Gene Ontology annotation, molecular function: RNA binding; nucleotidyltransferase activity. The coding region runs from base 149 to 1432 and encodes 427 amino acids. The record is from RefSeq and is a predicted model, not a curated record. NCBI's taxonomy places the organism in Eukaryota, Metazoa, Chordata, Actinopteri, Anabantiformes, Osphronemidae. The transcript has 8 exons. Gene Ontology annotation, biological process: RNA processing.